Nanorana parkeri is the source of this 3570-nucleotide messenger RNA. RefSeq names its product transient receptor potential cation channel subfamily M member 8 (gene TRPM8). The record is from RefSeq and is a predicted model, not a curated record. Gene Ontology annotation, cellular component: membrane. Gene Ontology annotation, biological process: calcium ion transmembrane transport. The transcript is spliced from 26 exons. Bases 113 to 3541 code for a protein of 1142 amino acids. Lineage: Eukaryota; Metazoa; Chordata; Amphibia; Anura; Dicroglossidae. Gene Ontology annotation, molecular function: ligand-gated calcium channel activity.
AUUGAUCAAGACUGAAGGAAAAGUUCAUCAUGAUUCAGUGACAGAUGCUGCUAUGGGGUUGUACUGCUGCUGAUUAAAGGGCUAGAACAUUUUAUCUGCCUCUGUCUGUGUAAUGACUGUCAGGCCAAGCACUAGAAGAUGGAGCCGGGAGUUUGUGCCACACACAGAGGUCCGGUCUGGUUCCGCCUCCCGGGAGAGGUCCCAUUCCAGGGAGAGAUCCAGGCAAAGAUUGCUAGAGAAUUCCACAGAUUUGGCCAAGAUGAAGAGUCGCAGAAGUGGGAUGAUGGAGAGCUCCCGCACAUUGUACUCCAGCAUGUCCCGCAGUAUUGAGUUGUCACUGGAUGAGUUAGAUGCUGUCAAAUUUAUUCAGGAGAACUUUAAGAAGAGAGAGUGCAUAACAUACACCAAGGAUUCAAAAUCACAAGAUGGCAUGUGCAAAUGUGGGUACUCCAAGAUGCAACAUGUUGAAGGGGCUCAGACCAACCAGAAUGAUAAGUGGAACUACAAGAAGCACACAAAAGAGCUGCCUACAGAUGCAUAUGGAGAUAUUCAGUUUGAUGCAUUUGGAAAAAAAGGAAAGUACAUUCGCUUGUCCCGGGACACAACACCAGACACAUUGUAUGAGCUCAUGACCAAAUACUGGCAGCUUAAAACACCAAACCUCAUCAUCUCUGUGACAGGAGGUGCCAAGAACUUCUCUCUGAAGCCAAGAAUGCGCAAGAUCUUCAGCCGUCUAAUUUACAUUGCACAGACCAAAGGAGCCUGGAUAUUUACAGGCGGAACUCACUAUGGCCUUAUGAAGUACAUCGGAGAAGUGGUUAGAGAUAACACCAUCAGCCGGAGCUCAGAAGAAAAAGUGGUAGCUAUUGGUAUCGCAGCCUGGGGCAUGAUCUCUAAUCGGGACACACUGAUCCGGACUUCCACAACAGAGGGAAAUUAUGUGGCUCACUACAUGAUGGAUGAACAGAAGCGAGAUCCCCUCUACUUCCUAGACAGCAAUCAUACACAUCUCAUUCUGGUGGAUAAUGGCACCAAUGGACAUCCAGCUGUUGAGGCUGAUCUUAGAGCUUCGUUGGAGAAGUAUAUCUCUGAGUUAAAUGUGCCUGAUUCCAAUUAUGGUGGAAAAAUCCCUAUUGUAUGUUUUGCUCAGGGGGGUGGAAAGGACACACUGAAGGCAAUAAAUACAGCAGUCAAGAGUAAAAUCCCAUGUGUAGUGGUGGAGGGAUCCGGGCAGACUGCUGAUGUCAUUGCCAGCUUAGUGGAAUCUGAGGGCACUUCUUCUCUAGCAUCAUCUGUCAUUAAAGAGAGGCUGGUGAGAUUCUUGCCUCGCACUAUAGCUCGACUGGCAGAAGAUGAGAUGGAGACAUGGAUAAGAUGGAUUAAAGAAAUAAUGGAACAAUUCCAUCUUCUGACUAUAAUUAAAAUUGAACAGGCUGGCGAUGAAAUAGUAAGCAAUGCUAUCUGUUAUGCUCUGUAUAAAGCUUUCAGCACCAACGAGCAGGAUAGGGACAACUGGAACGCACAGCUGAAAUUGCUGCUAGAGUGGAACCAGUUGGAUCUUGCUAGUGAAGAAAUCUUUACAAAUGAUCGGCGAUGGGAGUCAGCUGACCUAGAGGAUGCUAUGUUUGCCGCACUGGUAAAGGACCGUCCAAAGUUUGUUCGUCUUUUGCUGGAGAAUGGUCUAAAUCUACGCAAGUUUCUGACCAGUGAAAUCCUUAGUGAACUUUUUUCUCAGCAUUUUAGUACCCUAGUAUUUCGUAAUUUGCAAAUUGCCAAAAACUCUUACAAUGACACCUUACUCACCUUUGUCUGGAAAAUGGUAUUGAACUAUCAAAGAAACCGCAAAGAAGAGAGGAACAGCUGUGAUGAAUCAGAGAUACAGGAUCUCACACCAAUAAUCAAACAUCCCAUCCAGGUUUUGUUCAUAUGGACCAUCCUGCAGAACAAGAGAGAGCUGUCUAAAGUAAUAUGGGAGCAGAUAAGGGGAUGUACCCUGGCUGCUCUGGGUGCUAGCAAACUGCUUAAGAGCCUGGCUAAAGUAAAAAAUGACAUCAAUGCUGCGGGGGAAUCAGAGGAGAUUGCAAAUGAAUAUGAAAACAAAGCAGUAGAGCUAUUCUCAGAGUGCUACAGCAAUGAUGAGGAUUUGGCAGAGAUGCUGCUCGUGCAUUCCUGUGAGGCCUGGGGAAAUAGUAAUUGCCUUGAGAUGGCUGUAGAGGCAAAGGACCAGCAGUUUAUAGCUCAGCCAGGUGUACAGAACUUUCUUUCCAAGCAAUGGUAUGGGGAGAUUUCCAGAGAUACAAAAAACUGGAAGAUUCUUUUGUCACUGUUCUUGUUUCCUCUCAUCAGCUGUGGAUUUAUAUCAUUCAGGAAAAAACCAACAGAACCAAAAAGACCCAUCUUUUUGAAUUACUUGGCUUUCUUCACCUCACCUUUUGUUGUCUUCUCCUGGACAGUCAUUUUCUACAUUGGAUUUCUACUUCUUUUUGCAUAUGUUCUUCUUAUGGAUUUUCAGAUAUACCCUACAGGACUUGAGAUUGCUGUCUAUAUACUGGUUUUUAUCCUACUGUGUGAUGAGAUCAGGCAGAUGUACAUGAGUGGAAUAAAGUAUUUUACUGAUCUGUGGAACAUUAUGGAUAUCUUGGCCAUCUUAUAUUUCUUUGCAGGAAUUAUGUUCAGACUGCACAAAGACAACUCAAGCUCACUGUACACUGGACGGGUUAUUUUCUGCCUGGAUUAUAUCAUUUUCACUGUCCGCCUCAUUCACAUCUUCACCGUUAGCCGGAACCUAGGACCAAAGAUCAUUAUGCUGCAGAGGAUGCUCAUUGAUGUCUUCUUUUUCCUCUUCCUGUUUGCCGUUUGGGUGAUUGCAUUUGGAGUUGCUCGUCAGGGAAUCCUGAGAUGGAAUGAACAUCGCUGGGAAUGGAUUUUCCGCUCUGUUAUAUAUGAGCCAUAUCUAGCCGUGUUUGGGCAAUACAUUACUGAUGUGGAUGGGACAACUAUUGAUUUUAGUCACUGCACUAUUACUGGGAAUGAAUCCAAACAGCUGUGUGUGGAAAUGGACAAUAACAACAUUCCCAGAUUCCCAGAGUGGAUCACAAUCCCACUUGUCUGUAUCUACAUGCUCUCCACCAACAUCCUGCUUGUAAACUUGCUUAUUGCCAUGUUUGGAUACACAGUGGGCACGGUUCAGGAAAACAAUGAUCAAGUAUGGAAGUUUCAGCGCUAUUUUUUGGUCCAGGAAUAUUGCAGCAGAUUGACCAUUCCAUUCCCAUUUGUCAUUUUUGCUUACUUCUAUAUGGUCCUGCGGAAAAUGUUAAGUUGCUGCUGCAAAAAGCAGGAGCCUCCGCCUGCACCUUGCUGUUACACUAAGGAGGAUGUUGAGACCUUGGCCUGGGAAGCUGUGAUGAAAGAUAAUUAUCUGGUGAAACUGAUUAGCCAGAAUCACAAUAACACAGAGGCAGAAAACAGAUUCAAGCAAAUGGAGGCAAAGCUGUAUGACUUGAAAGUGUUAAUCAAUGAUAUUAAUCACAAGAUAAAGUGAUGUCAUUUACACAUGGAAGGAUUAUGGUA